UGCCAUCUGGCCUUCUUGUCUCACUCAUAUCACUGCGGCCCCGCCAUGUUCACGGAGACUGCGUUCCGACAGAUACCCGUCAUUGACUUUGCAAACGCCUCCAACAGCGAUCCUGUGCUUCGGCGAGCACUCGCCGCGGAGCUCAAAGACGCGUGCACGAACGUCGGCUUCUUCUACAUCAAGAAUCACGGCAUCCCCAGCGAUGUGAUAUCGGCCACUGUAGACGCCGCCCAGAGCUUCUUCAGCCUCCCUCUCGCAGCUAAGCAGGAGAUUGACAUACACAAGUCUCCGAACUUCAAAGGCUACACUGCUCUGCUCGGAGAGAACACCGACCCCGCGAAUAGGGGCGAUCUUCAUGAAGGCUUUGAUAUUGGCUGGGAGCCUCUGGAGACCUCAACUCCCUCGAAUGGUGGUGUUCGCGAAGAUGGUGCAAUGGCCGGUGUAAACGUAUGGCCAGACGUCAAUCAUCGCUUCCGUCAAGAUGUGUUGACUUACUACCAUGCAGCGGUCGGAUUGGGCCUCAAGCUAUUCCCUCUGUUCGCGCUUGCGCUGAACCUUCCAGAAGAUUGGUUCAAUGAUAAAGUUCGCUUUCCACCAUGGCGCGAAAACUGUCCGAAUAACGGAGACAAGGCGUCAAGUGAGCAUAUCAGCGUCAUCAGCCGCAGAAUGACAGUGAUACAUGUUCCGGCGGAGGGAUAA
This is a messenger RNA of Coniophora puteana RWD-64-598 SS2, 699 nucleotides long. RefSeq names its product Clavaminate synthase-like protein. The transcript has 5 exons. Bases 46 to 699 code for a protein of 217 amino acids. Lineage: Eukaryota; Fungi; Basidiomycota; Agaricomycetes; Boletales; Coniophoraceae. The record is from RefSeq and is a predicted model, not a curated record.